GGUCAGCAACUCACAAUAGUGCACAACGCACGCACAAUAGCAGACGAGCAACAACAUAGGGCAGCAACGGUGGUGCAACGCCGUUGUUCGUGGAAGCAAGUGAAAGAAAAAUCUGCCAGUGCGACAAGUGCCGUUUUCAUCUGCUGGACUGCUGGCAAAGAAAGAAAAAGCAAUCGUCCCGAGUGUCGGUGCAUCAUCAUCAUCACCCUCGAAAAAAGAGAAAGCAUCGCACAGCAGCGGCAGUUGCGUCUGUCUAUCUCUGUGUGCGGCAGUGGAUAAUACACUCCGUGGCAAAUUCGGUGCAUUCCAUCUUGCCAAGCGUGCACCCCGUCACCGUGCCUCGCGCUGGUGACUGUGUACAAGUGUGUGUGUGUGUGCGUUUCAAAAAUCCAUUCGUCGCCGCGUCUCCUAAAAAUCAGCUGUGCUGCUGCUGCUGCUGCGGUGUUGAUCGCGUAUACGCGCGCCACCACACUUUGCGCAUAUCCAAUUCGCGAUCGCGUAUCCGCCGCCCCGUACACACCAUUCCCUUUUCUCAACUUCCCCUUGCGCGUAGUGUGUGUUGUGUCACUUACCUGUGCGCUGUCUUUGCGCAUGCCAGUGUGAGUGUGUUUGUGAGUGUGCGUGUUGUGUAAAGGAGCCACUGCUGGAUGUUAUUAUGGUUAGUCAUCGUCGAUCGGAUCGUCUCGCUGUACGGGCAAAGGUGUACCGCUAAAUAGAAGAGGGUGGGUUUGUGCGUACAGCUGAUGUUGCUGCACUGGGUAGUGCUCUGGUAGUGGUUGUGUGGGCUACUGGCCACCGUAUACGCAUGUGUGGCUGUGUGUGAGAUGCUCAACGGAAGGUAUCAACUUCCAAACGUGGCCGGCCGCUGUUGAUCGCGAAUUCGGAAAGAGAGGAGGGGCUCCGUGGUUUCGCGAUCGCGUACACUCACGACCUGCAAUAUACCAGCGCCACCUCCAUCAAAGAGAGGAAGCGGUAGAGCAACCCCUGUGCGUUCGUGUGUGUGCGUGUAUAGGACGGGGGGGUAUCCGUCUGAUGCACAAGAAGAAUCAGUGAAGCGGUUGUUAUCGUCAGCCGGGUGGAAGAAGGGGAAAAGGCCACGCGAGAAAGGAGCGGUGCGCGCAAGCUGUUGUUGUGUUCAGCCCGAACGCAAGUUUGGCCGCCGCGUGGCAGCGAACGAGUUUCACCCGUGAGCCUCGAGGUGACGCAGGCCAACACCAUAUAGCCACCCCCGGAGUGUGUGUGGUACAAGCGAAGCAGGAAGCUGAUUGUCAGACAGCAACAACUCAAAAGACUUCGACUGCGAAGAAGGAAGCGCUCCACCCAUUUAUCUGACGUCAACCGAUACGAGUAAGCUUCACGAAGACGCUACCCCAAAGUGUACUUGUCAUCUCUACUCAAACAAAUAGCACCGAAACACCACCAUUGGAGCCCACCAGCGGGAGAGAUUGAAACCCCAUACGAUCGACAAGGCACACGUCGUCACCAUCAUAACCCGAAAAACACAAUCGUGUCAAACACAUCGUCAUCUGAAACGCCCAACCACCACAUCCCAACGAUCACCACCAUCAACCGCAACGACACCCAACGAACGACCGGCGCCCAGAUAAUAUUCGACACACCAAGCAGAGGCCGAAAAUAGUGUGUGUACACCUUUGAUGCCAAAUUUCGUAAAAACGAACGCUAAGCGGAAAGCAAAUUCUACAUCCCGCCGUAUAAUCGUCGCUUCCCCGUAGAGUUCAGUCCAAAGCAAAACGCAACACUUUCUGCCACAAGCAGCUUUCUGUUUGGUGUAGCUUUCCUACUUAGAGAGCUUUUCCUGUCCCUGUGGCAGUGCCCGUGGGUAGAAGGUUUGCCCCUGCCUAAUAAUACGUACAGUCCUCGUCGCUAUUUGCUUUUGAAAACAAGUAUUAAACAUUAAUUUCUGGUAGUCCCGGCGGUGGUUGUUGUUACGCUUUGUGUUUGGUUUUGUUUACACCCUUCACGUGUAUCUGUUAUUAGUUGUUUGCUUAUUUUGUUUGUUUGUUUGGUUUUAGUUGAUUAGCUUGUUGUUUUGUUUUGCGUAGAUUUUUAGACACAUCACAUACACACACAAACAUUUACGCUUUAUUUAUACAUCAUUCUUAUACACGCGUCCUGGUUGUUGGAACGGUUUAUGCUUUUGAAGAAGCAGCAAGGACUGCUUUUAUUUCCUUCCUAAUUCGGGUCCGUUCUAGAGACUGGUUCAGUUCGCGGGCUGUAACACGUGAAGCACAAGUGGAGUGGUGGUGCUAUUAUUAUUUAAAAAGAAAGAUAAAGUAUUUAACAGUAUUUUCUGUGAUUUUCUGUGAAGCGCUAAUUUUUACGCAAAACUGUAAGCACAACAAGAGAUUUAUUUAUCUAAUCCUGCAACAUCUGCACUACUCCCAACUCCUCAAGUGAUACGCACACGAGACAAGAAGUUUACGCACAAGGAGAUUACUUUUAUUGGUUAGGUUCGUCUGUGUGCACUCUUAGACGAUUGGUAGGGUUAUUUGAAAGCGUUAGCUUUUGAGAUCUGUGAAUGUGCAUCAUUAGUGCAGCGGAAGCUUUACUACUCAUGUGGGCAGAUUGAAACGGGCAGAAGUAGUUGGGAAGGCUACACUUAGGCAGAUAGUAGCGCGCAUACUGCUGACUGCUUGCUUGUGUGACUGACUUCUUGCGUCACGUGAUCUUGCUCCUGUGACACACGCUCUGUACGGCAGGACCAGCAGGUGUGCAUCGAAAGCACUGAUAUUGAUAUUGAAUGUCCUGGGAGCACGGUCGGUAUUUAAAAUAGAACGGAAAGCUAAAAAAAACCUUGCAACAAGUCAAACCAUGCACUAGUGCAAGGAGCGCGCGCGUAUGAAGUGUGGUUUGCACAGUACCGUGAUCAUCCAAGUACAUUGAGCGUACGGCAGCGGAAGAACAAGACCAAGAACGCCCCCGAAUACUCGACCUUCGUCCUUCACAUCACCAAACCAUCAUCACCAUCAUCCAUCCUGUCGCGUGUUGUGUCCCACCUGCCGCCAUUCCUUCAUUUUCCUCCCGCCGCCCACCGCUAGUAUGACCCUCACGGUGUCGGAAACGGACAGCAGUAGUCUAAGGAACCCGGACAUGACCGAAACUCUACCAAGCUCUGAACUAUCCCUACUAGCCAAACUGGAGGCCGCCAACAAGCUGAUCGAGAGCGACUCGAAGAGUCUGAACUCGCUCCAGAGCUCGGCCCACAGCCGGAAAAGCUCCGACACGAGCCAGAUCAGCCUUAAUUCGGGCGCCUCCUCGGUCGGGGAGGAGGAUGUGUGGUCGACCUGGGCCAGCAUCGUCACCGACUGGGAGGCGAGCCAGAAGCGCAAGGGUCCGACGGUGAAGGAGCUGGUGCGCAAGGGCAUACCGCACCACUUCCGGGCGAUCGUCUGGCAGCUGCUGUGCGGUGCGUCCGACGCAGACAAGAAGCAGUACGCCGAGUACAUCAAGGCGACCAGUGCGUGCGAGAAGGUGAUCCGGCGCGACAUUGCCCGCACCUACCCGGAGCAUGACUUCUUCAAGGAGAAGGACGGGCUUGGCCAGGAGGCACUGUUCAACGUGAUGAAGGCGUACUCGCUGCACGACCGGGAGGUUGGCUACUGUCAGGGGUCCGGUUUCAUCGUUGGGCUGCUGCUGAUGCAGAUGCCGGAAGAGGAAGCGUUUGCCGUGUUGGUGCAAAUUAUGCAGCAGUAUCGUAUGCGCGACAUGUUCAAACCCUCGAUGGCGGAGCUCGGCCUGUGCAUGUACCAGCUGGAGAACAUUGUGCAGGAGCAGAUACCGGAGCUGCAUCUGCACUUCCAAUCGCAAAGCUUCCAAACGUCGAUGUACGCGUCAAGCUGGUUCCUGACCCUGUACACCACCGCGCUUAAUCUCACGCUCAGCUGCCGCAUCAUGGACGUGUUCCUGUCGGAGGGGAUGGAGUUUAUAUUCAAGGUCGCCAUUGCACUUCUUACCAUCGGCAAGGAUACGCUGCUCUCGUUAGAUAUGGAGGCAAUGCUUAAGUACUUCCAGAAGGAGCUUCCGCAAAAGGUGGAAAAUGAUGCGGACGGACUGUUUAAUCUGGCCUUCCAGGUGAAGAUCAAUACGAAAAGGAUGAAAAAGAUGGAGAAGGAAUAUGCCGACCUGCGCAAGAAGGAGCAGGAAGAGAUGGUGGAGCUAAGGCGACUGCGGAGUGAAAAUCGUUUACUCAAGAAACGCAACGAACUACUCGAGGCUGAAAGUGCGGAACUGGCCGAUCGGCUCGUGCGCGGGCAGGUGUCACGCGCUGAGGAAGAAGAGACGAGCUAUGCGAUUCAGUCCGAGCUGUUGGCACUCAGGCGAGCCCAUCUGGAAGUUUCGCACCAGCUGGAAAAUGCGAAUGAGGAGGUUCGGGCGCUUAGCUUGCGGUUGCAGGAAAAUAAUCCGGACAAUUCGCUCGAAUCCAACAAUUCCCGACAGAACUCGUUCGAUGAGCUGAUUAUGAAGGAGGAAGCGCUGAAGCAACGGGACGAAAUGGUUUCAUGCUUGCUGGAAGAGCUGGUCAAGGUGCGACAGGGGCUGGCCGAGAGUGAAGAUGUGAUCCGUAACCUAAAGACCAAGAUCCAAGAGCUGGAAGAGGACAAAAAGCGUUUGCGCGAAACGACCACGGACAACUCGGUGGCUCACCUGCAGGACGAGCUGAUUGCAAGCAAGCUGCGCGAAGCGGAAGCCAGCCUCUCGCUCAAGGAUCUCAAGCAGCGCGUCCAGGAGCUGAGCACCCAGUGGCAACGGCAGCUUUCCGAGCAGCGCAACGACCCAGCCCAGAGCCAGGAUUCCGGCGCGAAGAAGCUGCUGUUCUGGGAGUCGGGCCGGUCGCAGGAUCUGCAAAAGCUGGAGGAGGAACUCAUGACCACCCGGAUACGGGAGAUGGAAACGCUGACCGAACUGAAAGAGCUGCGGCUGAAGGUGAUGGAGCUGGAGACGCAGGUGCAGGUGUCGACCAACCAGCUGCGGCGACAGGACGAGGAGAGCAAGAAGGUAAAGGAGGAGCUCGAGGAGGCACUGGUCCGGGAGCGGGAGCUCGCCAACAAGGCGCGGGAGCAGCAGCACCGUUACUCCGAUCUUGAAUCUCGCAUGAAGGACGAGCUGAUGAAUGUGAAGAUUAAGUUUACCGAGCAGAGCCAAACGGUGGCGGAGUUGAAGCAGGAAAUUUCAAGACUGGAAACAAAGAACUCGGAAAUGCUUGCUGAGGGUGAGCUGCGCUCUAAUCUGGACGAAUCGGACCGCGUCCGAGAUCUGCAGGAUAAGGUCGCCGAGCUGAAAGCGGAGCUGACUGCCAUCAAAAGCCGUGGAACGACGUUGAACCUGCGGAAGAUCAAAAGUACCUCGAUACAAUCGAUCGAUUCGAACGAGAUUGACUUCGCCGAGAUACAGCUUUCCUCCAAAAUGAACAUUCCCGGACCACAGCCGGCGAGUUCUGGCUCGCCAUCGUGAAAGCGCUUGUGUGGUGUUCCUCGUAAACUCGACCGCUUCGACAUUCGUGUAUGCUUCGUACCACCAUACAACCGUGACUGUGAGCAACGGAUCAGUCCGUUCAAAUAUAGCAGCGUGUGGUGAGCGGCGAGCGAGCUACGAUUGAUUCUGAAUGCAAUAAUGCAUUUACGAGCGUUUGCUUUCCGCCGGAUUUGAAACGAACUGUUAAGCUGUUGCGGAAUUUUCAGCCAAGUUUGAGGCGUCAAACGUUUAUGAUUAAUGUGUUGUAGCUGGUGAACGAGCAUAGGACUGCUAGAAAAGGUCUAAAAGCCAGCAGAAUGUCUACUGAGAGCAAAAGGCUAAUCGAGACACUUAGAGAAGCAUGCGAGUAGAAGAAGGGCACGCAAGAAGGUUCAGGUUAGUUUUGUGCAUGUGGUGAGACACAUUGCCGAUUGUCCUAAUAGUACGAUAAGUUACGAUUAAGACCGCGUGUUCGGGUCAUUUUGCUCGAGGACCCCACCAUAGGUGUGCGCGAAAGGAACUUUCGCUUCGAUUUUUCACUUUUCGUUGGUUAACCCUCUAUGUUUUAAUCCAAAUUUUGGUAGGAACGAUUCCAUUUUCAACCAUACACAUACACAGUCUCUAGUUCUCUAGUUUACAGACAUUGUGAAUGUCAAUGAGAUUUUGUUUCUAUAUUUACAUAUUAAUUUUUAUUUUCCCCUUUUGUUCCACUCCAUUUACUACCGACUGCAGCACAAACUUAACAGUAUUGUGUGUUAUAUUACGUUCUAAACUGUAUCCGUGCAAUUAGUUGUGUAUUUAUUAUUGCUUACUUAAAAACAAUCACUAUUUCUGUUCGUUUGUGUUUGUAUGUGUGUGAGAGAGAGAGAUAGAGUUUUAUGCCUCUUGGUUUCUAAAAUCCGAGAUCACACUUUGCCACAGACGAAAGAAACUGCAAGGAGAGCUACUGCAAAAAAGCUUAUGUAAAAAAUGUUUUACGUUUUAAGUUCUAUAGAGAGUGUGUAUUUCUGUUACAGUUUUUGUACAUGUGUUAAGCUUUACUUACGUUCGGUUCAGUAUGUUUACGUUUACAGCUGUGCAAGUUCGUGCAAACAGCCCGUUGCGUACGUCCGCGUGUGCAGCAAGCAAUGCCUAUUAUCGUUUAUAUUAUUGCGUGUGGUAAGAAAGUGUGUCAUUAUCGACACUUUCCUUAUAUACAUAUAUUCAUAAUUAUGUAUCAGUUAAUGUUGCGCUUUCUUUGUUCUUAUAUUGAAUUAAAACAAAUGGUUUUAUGUUGCUUUCGCACACCGAUCGUAUGCGUUUGCGUGUGUGCGUGUGUGUGGCACUGCAAACUUCCUCCGUGCAAUAAACCCCAAAAACAGACCGUUCCUUUAACAAUGUUGAACCGAAUGUCGCGUCAAAACGUGGCAAGGGCGCGAGUGCAAAACCUGUCACGAUGUGUAGACGCGAAUGUGGUACGGGUUAGUUUGUGUUUUUUCUCUUCUGUUUUCAUCUUUGAGAGUUUUCCAACAGUGGCACACCCGCGACGCAGAAGACACACACACCGCCGGGGGGUGUCACUCUGUUUAGUGAUAGUAGUUUAUAGUUGAAAUAAGUAUGCGAUUGUGUAAAAUGAAGAAUAUUGAAUUGAAAUUACUUAAACAACACAAUUAAGCGGUGGGGCUGGGCGCGAUGUGAUGAACACGGAGAGACAGAACACAGGUAAAAAGGGUGCCAAACAGAGGAAAAUAUUAACAUGGAAGUGCAUAGGGAGAAUGAAGCACGGGAAAUCAAUAACAGGAAGCAAAUCAUCAAUGAACGAACAACAAAACAGUAGCCAAGCUUAAGCCCGGUUAAGUAAAGCAGCAUCUUCAGCGAGGUCGUUGCCUACAAUUCAUUUUGUUGGCCUAGUUCUUGCGAUAUGCGACACAGUACUCUGCUAUCAGGCUUUACGUUGAGACACAGUUUGUUGCAUUUUCUCUCACUACUACUGCGGCCUGGGGAAAGUGAAGUAUAGCCGGCCCGUCACGCGCCCCCAAACCCCGAGAAGAAAACUAACACAUUCGACUUUCUGCGAUAUUUAAUAAUUAGCUCCCCCUAACCUAAGCAUAACGAAAUAAUACUACAUUAGCAAACAAACAAACAAACAAAAAGGUAUCUUAUCUCACAGAGUAGUGUUUGUGAUCCUUUACUUGUCGCUCAUACUCUUCUCUCUUGCAUUGAUAUUCCAACGUUCUUCUAGCGCUCCGUAAUCUAUGUUGUGAGAGACAAAACAAAACAAAAAAAGGAAGGCAAAAACACACAGGUUUAGCAGUAGAUGUGUACUUAAAAGGUUUAACUAAAUUUCGUGGCAUAAAAUAAGCCUCACAUACUAACGUUGUAGAAUUCAAUCGAAAUUUGAUCGUUUCUGUUUGUUCGAGAACGUUUUGGCACUUCCGGUAAGCGGAUUUUCGGGAUCGGAUCUUUGGAGCAAGCAAACCCAGAAAACGAAAGAGUCAGAUGAAUUUUACGAAAAUACGAUCACAAAUGCGCACACCCUGUAAGCGUGAAAGAGGAAGGAAGACGGUGAUUUGCGCAACAGCAGCAAGCACACAGAGGGACACAAUUUGUGGAAUAUCAAUUUUAUACAACUUGAAAACCAACCCUGCACACACAUACACCACUACCACACACAUCCCCUCAUCUCAUACAUGCAUCAUAUGUAGUCAGUGUGCGAUAGGGAAGGAUAAUAGCACAAAAGCGAAGCGGGAAGAAGCAUUUCCAAAUGCGCAAGAAGAGGAAGGACAGGAGAAAGCAGAGAAAGUUGCCAAAAAGUGUGAGACGAGUGAGGAGGGAAGAAAGCAUUAGCGAAGGGACAGCAAACCAAACAUGGCAAAUUGAUCGCAAACUGAUAUAAGAAUGAAUUUACUUCCCGCGAAACCCGUAGCAGCAGUGAAAGAUCACAUAAAUCAUCCUCCUCCUGCUCCUCCUCCUCUACCCCGUACAUAUAUAUACAUAGUUCAUACCUUUCUGCAGUGGUAAUCGAAACACGUGUGUUAAACGAAUAGGACAAUGUAAAAUGAUACAAUACAAUAAAGUGAAGCAUAAAAAGAGA
Anopheles gambiae (African malaria mosquito) is the source of this 8545-nucleotide messenger RNA. It is a transcript of the gene Evi5, whose product is annotated as ecotropic viral integration site 5 ortholog. The coding region runs from base 3061 to 5472 and encodes 803 amino acids. NCBI's taxonomy places the organism in Eukaryota, Metazoa, Arthropoda, Insecta, Diptera, Culicidae. The record is from RefSeq and is a predicted model, not a curated record. The transcript has 11 exons.